CUUAUUGGCAUACUGAGGUGGAGAUGCUGAUCGAUAGUUGUUUUAGCGAGUUAGUAUUACUAAUUGGUGCUGUUGCUAAAACUGAUAAUAAGGUGUUGUGUAAAGAAUUAGCUAUAAGUAGGGAAUUAGAUAUGUUUGCUGAUGACAUAGAAG
Messenger RNA from Dentiscutata heterogama, 153 nucleotides. NCBI's taxonomy places the organism in Eukaryota, Fungi, Glomeromycota, Glomeromycetes, Diversisporales, Gigasporaceae. The record is from the annotation of a GenBank genome assembly.